Messenger RNA from Clavispora lusitaniae ATCC 42720, 996 nucleotides. It is a transcript of the gene YVH1, whose product is annotated as tyrosine protein phosphatase. Gene Ontology annotation, biological process: protein dephosphorylation. Gene Ontology annotation, molecular function: protein tyrosine/serine/threonine phosphatase activity. NCBI's taxonomy places the organism in Eukaryota, Fungi, Ascomycota, Pichiomycetes, Serinales, Metschnikowiaceae. The record is from RefSeq and is a predicted model, not a curated record. Gene Ontology annotation, cellular component: nucleus.
AUGUCAUCACAUCUACAUCCCAUUCCUCAUCUCGGAUCAUCUUAUACUCUGAUGGCUCAGCGCAUUCUAGGAGGAAUAUAUAUUCUGUCCAUCGAGCCUGUGAACGCAGGUACAGACUUUAAGACGGAAUAUGGCAUCACACACAUAAUUUCCGUUGUUCCUGGGCCUUUGCCUCUGUACUGCUCUUCGCAAUACAAGCAUCUUCAGAUUGAGGUAACAGACGAAGAAACAUCAAAUAUAAUAGAACAGUUUCCACGUGCCACGGAUUUCAUUGAGAGUGCACUUUUCCCACCUGGCACAGACCCCGCAGAUAAAAAGCAUCAUGGUUCGGUUUUGGUGCAUUGCGCACAAGGAAAGUCGAGGUCUGUGGCCAUCGUGAUUGCAUUUUUGAUGAAAAAGUACAAUCUCUCAUACGCCCAGGCGUUGCAUGCUGUGACAAGGAAAAUAGCCGACGCCCAACCGAACCCAGGCUUUACUAGCCAGCUUGAGCUAUACAAAAAGAUGGGAUGCACAGUAGACGAGUCUGCUCAUGAGUACCGUGAGUUUCUUGUCAGUAAUAGCUUGAAGUUGGACCCAUCAGGUCGUCAGUUGCAACAACUUGGACUUUUCAAGUCGAAGAAAACACAGGGGCCGGCGGAGUUUCGCCUUCGUUGUAAGAAAUGUCGGCAGACGCUUGCGACACUGACGGAAAUAGAAGAGCAUGACAUCCCAGAAGAGGACUCUCGCCAGGCGAAAUUCAUAAAGCGUGUCCCCAACUCCCGGCGGAUCGUGUCACUGGAGGACGCCGCUAAGAGUUGUUCGCAUUAUUUUGUGGGCGAACCAGUUGAGUGGAUGGCCGCCGAAUUGGGAAAGCAAGAGCUCGAAGGGAAGUUUGCUUGUCCUAAGUGCGAGGCGAAGGUAGGUGGGUACAGCUGGAAAGGUUCGCGUUGCUCGUGUGGAAAGUGGAUGAUCCCUGCUUUGCAUUUACAACUGGCGAAGGUAGAUGCUAUGAAGUGA